Messenger RNA from Dermatophagoides farinae (American house dust mite), 2318 nucleotides. Its product is annotated as alpha-centractin. The record is from RefSeq and is a predicted model, not a curated record. NCBI's taxonomy places the organism in Eukaryota, Metazoa, Arthropoda, Arachnida, Sarcoptiformes, Pyroglyphidae.
CGUUUUUUAUUAGGGUUCGGUUUUUGCCUGAUGAUUAUUCUUGAUUGAUAAUUUAUCUGGAUUUGGAUUCAUAUUUUCAUUCAUCGUUGUUUUGUAACGAUAAAUGCUUAAUUCAAGAAUGUUAUAGUUUGAUAUACGCUUAAACAGUUUAAAGAAUAUAAUUUUGUAUAUAAGUUUUUUUUCAUUCAUGGUGUUGAAUUCUGAUUUAUCCAAAAAAAGGGGCGAAAUUCUUCAAUUCAUUCUGCUUGUUCACUCAUAUUAUAUACCAAUAAAUCGUCAUAAUCAUCGAUAAUCAAAAUCUAUUCAAAUCAAUCAAACAAAAAUGGAUCUGCCUAUGAUGGUUAAUCAGCCGGUUGUGAUUGACAAUGGAUCAGGUGUCAUCAAAGCCGGUUUUGCUGGUGAUUCAAUUCCUAAAUGUAUAUUCCUUAAUCUUGUUGGUCGUCCUAAACAUAUUCGUGUGAUGGCUGGUGCUCUUGAGGGUGAUUUUUUUAUUGGAAGACGAGCGGAAGAACAUCGUGGUUUAUUAUCCAUAAAAUAUCCAAUGGAACAUGGUAUCGUUACCGAUUGGAAUGAAAUGGAAAAGAUAUGGCAUUAUAUUUAUUCAAAAGAACAGCUGCAAACAUUUUCGGAAGAACAUCCAGUCCUAUUGACAGAGGCACCAAUAAAUCCAAGACAGAAUCGUGAACGAACGGCAGAAAUUUUUUUCGAAACAUUCAAUGUGCCGGCAUUGUUCAUAUCAAUACAGGCAGUGUUAAGUUUAUAUGCAACUGGUCGAACUACAGGUAUUGUUUUGGAUUCCGGUGAUGGUGUGACACAAGCGGUGCCUAUUUAUGAAGGAUUUGCCCUACCACUUUCGAUAACCCGAUCAGAUGUGGCGGGUCGUGAUGUAACUAGACAUUUGAAAUUAUUACUCCGUAAAGAAGGUCUCGUAUUCAAUACGACGGCUGAAUUCGAAGUGGUCAAAACUAUCAAAGAGAAAAUCUGUUUUCUAACCAGCAAUCAACAACGAACAUACGAUGAUCGAACUGUACCCGGUGGUACUGGUGAAUUAGAGAAUACUUCAUAUGUAUUACCAGAUGGUCGAACAGUGGAAAUUGGUGUAUUGCCACGACUUAGAGCGCCCGAAAUUCUAUUUCGACCCAGUAUCAUUGGUCAUGAAUUCGAGGGCGUUCAUGAGAUACUUAUAUCUAGUAUCGAAAAAGCCGAUAUAGAUUUGAGAAAAAUUUUCUACCAAAAUAUUGUAUUAAGCGGUGGUAGUACGCUAUUCAAAGGAUUCGGCGAUCGUCUCCUGAAUGAAGUGAGGAAGAUUGGUCCAAAAGAUCUUAAAAUUCGUAUCAGUGCUCCACAAGAACGGCUAUAUUCAACAUGGAUCGGUGGUUCUAUAUUGGCCAGUUUGGAAUCAUUCAAACGAAUGUGGAUCUCAAGAAAAGAAUAUGAUGAAGAAGGCCUAAGAAUUGUUCAGAAGAAAACACGACGAGGUUUAGGCGUUGGUGCCAUUCAUCGGCAGCAGAAAAUUGAUGCCAAAUAUCAGGAGAUGAGUGCAACCAUAGCCAAAGAACAGUUGGAAAAACUGUCACAACAAUUCGAAUCAUUUCGUGGUAAACUUCAGGAUUUUGCCGUCAGCCAUAAAAAGGACAUCAAAAAGAAUCCAAAUUUUCGUCGUGCAUUUCAGAAAAUGUGUGCCAACAUUGGUGUCGAUCCACUAUAUUCAAGUACGAAUUUUUUCACCAAAAUGCUUGGCGUUGGUGAUAUCUAUUAUGAAUUGGCCGUCCAGAUAACUGAGAUUUGUGUGGCCUUAAAUCAUCGAACUGGUGGUAUGAUGGAAAUCGAGGAAUUAUACAAACGAUUGAUAAAAACACGAAGUGUAACAAGUAAAUCGGAUGCUGAUAUUGUUCAAGAAGAUGUUGUGAAAGCCAUCGAAAAAAUGUCAACAUUGGGCACUGGAAUACAGCUGGUUAAAUGUCGUAAUACAUAUGUGGUACAAUCAUUAUCAAGUGAAUUAAAUAUGGAUCAAAAUGAAGUGGUCAAAUUGGCUCAAGAAAAUGAUGGUCAUGUUACGGUGAAAGAUCUGAUGGAUAAACUUGGUUGGCAAAGAAACCGAGCGGAAAAAGCUUUGAAUGAUUUAACAAUGGAUGCUAUUGUUUGGCUUGAUGAACCUGGAUCGGCACGAUCAUCAACUAUUUAUUGGUUUCCAGGCUUUUAUAAAUUAUAGAAACUUCAUUUCAUCAUUGUUUAUUGGACAAAAAAAAUUUAAAUUUCGUCAAGUGCUUUAUAAAGAGAAUAUGAAUAUGAAUAUGAAUAUAUGAAGAUGAAUCAAA